Messenger RNA from Dipodomys spectabilis (banner-tailed kangaroo rat), 1093 nucleotides. RefSeq names its product gem nuclear organelle associated protein 8 (gene Gemin8). The transcript has 5 exons. Lineage: Eukaryota; Metazoa; Chordata; Mammalia; Rodentia; Heteromyidae. The record is from RefSeq and is a predicted model, not a curated record. Bases 367 to 1059 code for a protein of 230 amino acids. Gene Ontology annotation, biological process: spliceosomal snRNP assembly. Gene Ontology annotation, cellular component: SMN complex.
CGGAAGAGUGCUUUUAGUUGCCCGGCAACGCGGUCCUGAAGUCUCUGUGGCUCUUGUGUCUCCCCCGCCCCCCAAAACUGGAAAGUAGGCUCCUGGCUCAGCCAUCGCCUGGUAUCUGCAAGCUGCGUAGCCAUGAGUAUCUUCACAAUAUAAAAAAGCCUCAACCAAGCCCACGUGAGGCUGGACGGAUGUCUUGUUUGAAGAUGCUUCUGCAGUCAGAAAGCUAGGGCAAGAUCCUGCAGAGAUUUCCAGUCAGUUGGAAAGAUAGAUUCUUCUGAAGGCUCAGAAGGACCCAGAGUUAUCUUAAGUACACAUCAACCUGCUAAGGACUGUGCCUACUUGGACUUUCCCAGUCUGAUAGGAGCAAUGGCAUCAACAUCCGGAGCCCUCAUAUCUCAUCCAGCAUAUGCAAGAUACUGGGAACAUUAUCACCAAGCAAUGGCUUGGAUGAGAAGCCACCGGAGGGCUUACAGAAAGGCUGUGGAGUCCUAUUUCCAUUCGCUGUGGUACUGCCCUCCCACAGCAUUUCCCUACAGCUCUUGGGCUGGCUAUCCUCAGUCCUUCUAUGGUUACUACUGGCAGAACUCAUAUUACAGUAACUCACAGUUUGGAAGGUCUGAACAGCCUCCAUGUAAUGGCAAUCAGAUCCAGGCUUCUAUAAGUGAAGACCAAACUUGGUUUGAAGAAGAAGAAGAGAUGGAGACAGAGUCUGAAGAUGAGAUAGUGUGCGACCUAAGCAAUAUGGAAAUCACUGAGGAACUCCGCCAGUAUUUUGCAGAGACUGAAAGGCACAGAGAAGAGCGGCGGCGGCAGCGGGAACUGGAUGCAGAACGCCUACUGGAGUACGUGAAUGCUGACCACGGCCUGUACUAUAUGCGCCCCACAGUGAAGCCUCCAACCGAGAAGCCUGGUGAGCGGCGCAAGGCUGAGAUGAAGAUCUUGUAUGGAAAGAGCGCUGCCAAGAUACAGGCCAUGGAGACUGCAGUGCAGUUAAGCUUUGACAAGCACUGUGACAAACAUCAGCCUAAAUACUGGCCUGUCAUUCCCCUCAAGUUCUAAGCCCUAGGCACGGGGACUUCAGGGGAUGCUUCCU